Molecule: messenger RNA, 6280 nt
Organism: Dunckerocampus dactyliophorus (ringed pipefish)
Lineage: Eukaryota; Metazoa; Chordata; Actinopteri; Syngnathiformes; Syngnathidae
Product: calmodulin-regulated spectrin-associated protein 1-B-like
Exons: 19
Coding region: 333-5027 (1564 amino acids)
Biological process (GO): negative regulation of microtubule depolymerization; neuron projection development; cytoplasmic microtubule organization
Cellular component (GO): microtubule minus-end
Molecular function (GO): spectrin binding; microtubule minus-end binding; calmodulin binding
Source: RefSeq, a predicted model, not a curated record
UGACUCCCGUCCCCAUAGAGACAAGCUCCUACAACCGCUAAUCUCCCACCCUCAGCAGCAGCGAUGCCAGCAAAUAUCAAUUAGCCAGGCGUUUGGACAUUCGUAGUUUUCCUCGAAAAUCGUCCUCCCUGUGGUUGCCAAACAGAUUUUGUUUCAUUUAUUACUACCGGAUUAACCACCAUCCCUGGCAAGCCGCGGCUUUAUCUAGAGAGGCCGGAGAUUUGUUUCGCGGGGCGGGGAGGAGUCCUCGUCAUCUCGCCGCUAGCGAGUAUGCUCUCGUAACAACACAAGACCGCAGCAGAGCCGAGACAGAGCCAAUGUGUUCGUAAAGGAUGGAUGUGGAGGUGAGUGCUGGGCAGGGGGGCAGCACCAGGAGGAGAGCAGAGGAGGAUGGUGGUGAAGGAGGGGGAGGCAUGGAGGUUUUGGUAGUACCACUGGACCUGUACGACUCUGCAAGAGCCAAAAUAGAAGCAAAUCUCCGCUGGCUGUUGGCCAAAGCUUAUGGCAUUGAUCACAUCCCUGAGGACCUGCGGGACCCCUUCUAUACUGACCAGUAUGAGCAGGAGCACAUCAAGCCCCCUGUCAUACACCUGCUGCUCUCGGGGGAGAUCUACUGCCGGGUGUGCAGGCUCAUCUUGCGUGCCGAGCAAGCCGCCUCUCUCCAAAGCCCAAAGUAUGUGCUCCAGGCCCUCUCUUCAAGGGGCAUCCACGUGCUGGACUCUGAGGACACACACAUCUCCACUCUGGAUCUUAGUGCCGUUCCUGUCAAGAUAAGCCCCCACAUGCACCUGAUCGAUGCCCUCAUGAUGGCCUACACAAUGGAGAUGAUCAGCGUAGAGAAGGUGGUGUCCAGUGUCAAGCGUUUCUCCAACUUCAGUGCCUCCAAGGAGCGACCGUUCGAUCUGGAAGAUGCGAUGGUCUUUUGGAUCAACAAGGUGACCACGAAGAUGAGGGCUAUUUCAGAAAAGGAGCUGAAGAUGAAGCAGCACCUGCUGGACUCGCCAAGCCACGAGAAGCCUGAUAUAUUGCAUGCUCUGGCCCAUUGUCUGUUGGAACCUGUGGAGUUCUCCCGUGUGGUGCGCUAUCGCAGGGAUCACCUGUCAGGACGAACACUUCAGCACUUCCCGCUGGUUGAUGACCUAUGCAAAGAUGUGUGUGAUGGUGCAGCUCUUCUGGCCUUGAUCCACUUCUAUUGCCCCGAAGUCAUUAGACUUGAAGAUAUCUGCUUGAAGGAUGUCCUUUCAAUAGCAGACAGCAUGUACAACAUCCAGCUGCUGAAGGAGUUUUCCAAUAAAUACUUGAACAAGUGCUUCUAUCUGAAGCCAGAGGACAUGCUGUAUUGUCCUCUGGUGCUGAGGAAUAACAUGAUGGUGUUCAUCGCAGAGCUCUUCUGGUGGUUUGAAAUUGUGAAGCCAGACUUUGUACAACCCAGGGACCUUAAGGAAACCAGAGAUGCGAGAUUACUGCUGCAGCCUAAGAGCUCUCGACCCCACGCAUCCAUCUCCAGUGUCACAAAACGCAGUUUCUCGGCGACAGUAAAUGCUGCUGACAUCUUGACCUCACCUCCAAUCCCAGACCCCAGCACUGUAAAAAGCACUACAAGCGCUCAUCACUCUUUAGUGCCUCUAAGACAGAGACAUCCAUGGGGAGUUGAGGAUGAUGGCACAGUGAGGAAUCUGUGCAACUCUCUGACACGUACAGAUGAGAAGUUUCAGUGUUCACCACAAGCCCGGCCAGAGAGGAGGCAGAGGCCUUUGUCCCAGCCAGCACCUUAUGCCUUGCAUUUCCCAUCUCCAGAGGAUAAUGCAGACAGUAUUAGCCUUGCUCGCUCCAUCAGCAAAGACAGCUUGGCUUCCAACAUCAUGACACCAAAGCACAUGCUAGGUUCAGGUCGUCAGCUGCAUCAGCACCGACUCAGUGGGCAAAGCCUCCUCAGUCACAUUCGCAUUGAGGACGAGGAGGAAAUAUUAGAGGAGGAGGAGCUGGUUGCUGUGAUACAUCCUUCGGCUUUUCCCAUACGUCCACACAGGAGCGACAUGGAGCAGGAUGAAUUAGAAAUCCCCAAUACAACCUCACCAAGGAGGAUCUCGAACACCAAUUGCUCUCCUUGUCUCGCCAUGGACGUCUUAACCCCCGACUUGCAAGCGGACAGCUACUACCUGGAGCCCCUGUUGCCUGCCAUCCCAAAGCCAGCCAAAGAGAAGAGUGUCAUCCUGAACAAGGAGGAGGAGAGUGGGGAGAGUCGCUUCAGAUCAGCGCAACCUGUCAUGAAAACAACCACGGAUGUCCCGCAUAAAUCACAACGGAAAUCUCCAGUGUCUGAAUGUAGUAAAUUUACCUUUAAACCCACAGCUGUGGUAGACUCUGUCCCCAACAUUUCUCUCCCGCCACCCAGAAAAGGGUCGACACAUACUUCUAUGUCAGUGAAGAAACAGCCCCAAGGCUUCUUCCUUCACUUGUCUGGGGAGCCAGACUGCCACAGUCAUCUUUUUUCUGAUCCAGAGGUAGGGCUGGACUCUGACUCGGAUAUAGCAGAUUUUGAGGAAGAUGACGAGGAUGGCGAACUGAUCGACCAGAGAGGAAAGGGAACUGCUUUAGUGCGAGGACAGAUGUGUGAAUUCUCAGAGGUUGAGUCAGCCAAGCUGAGAGAGGACCUGAAAUUGAGUGAGCGAGACGAUAAGGAUGACGGAAGUGGACGCUCCAGCCCGUGCCUCAGUACUGUAUCCUGUGCAAGCAGCUGCAGCGCUUCAGGCAGCGCAAGUGUCAGAAUGACCAGCUUUGCAGAAAGAAAGCUGCUCAAGCUCAGCCUCCGUGAGGGUUUCUCCAGCACCAGCAGCUCCCAGAAGACCACGCCCGAUCAUUCCGAGAUUACUCCUUGGCAGUUGAAAAGUGAGGGUAGCCCCGGAUGGCAAGGUAAAGACCCUGGUUCUGUGGUGAAGAAGACUAUAAUGGAAAGUCCUCCCGUUGUGCCUUCAGAACUGCUGCAGCUUCACAUGCAACUCGAAGAGCAAAGGCGUGCAAUUGAGUACCAGAAGAAGAGAAUGGAGACCUUGUCAGCACGACAAAGGCUGAAAUUAGGUAAAGCUGCAUUCUUGAAUAUUGUAAAGAAGGGUGAAGGGAAGAGUGAUACACUUCCCCUGCCUCUGAAACACUCACCUUCUGCAGAACUAUCAGGUGCUGAGAAAGUAAAGACACACUCCUGCAAAGAUGACUCCUGUCUUGAGGUACUAAAGGUUCAGGCAAAGGCAGAAGGAAGACAGAUGAAUAUUGAUAACAGGUUGAAAACGAUAGCUCAGUUUAGGGCUUCUGAAUCUGACAUGAAUGACUGCUCCCACUCCAUAGACCUCCUCAAUGAGGCAAUCAGUGCUAUCCAGCAGCAGAUGCAGCAGCUCUCAUUGCAGCAAGACCUGCUUAUGAAGAAGACUGCGGUCUCACCUCCAGAACCUAAAGAGCCAGACCAGAAAGCAACUCCUAACUUAAUGCACUCUCCCACGCUAGAGUCCAAAGCUUUCGCAGUCCACUUUGUUGACUUCAGUGACAGCAAUUCUACUCCCACUCGUCGUCCUCCCAAGCUGAGCUCCAGCCAGCGAAGCAAAACCUCAGAUCCCAAGCAGGGUCAAAAGAAUGGUAAGAUGUCCGAUACUGAAGGUGCAACAUCCCCAAGAGAGAGUACAGGCGGAGGCCAGGAUGCCGGAGUUACCGCUGAGAGCUCCAGGCAAGAGAGAAAUUUUCGAAGACGCACAACCUUCAGAAUCCAUAAUGACCAAGGCAGCACCAAAGAGGAACGCUGUCUAUCUCCUGUUAAAGCUGUCAAAUCUCAGUCACAGGACACAACAGUCUCCAACAUGACUCCAUCACACUCAAAUACAGAACAUGACGAGAACAAGGUUGACAGCUCAGGGACAGAAUCUGUGGGUGGAGAAGAGAGCACCAGGAUCAAAGGUCAGCUGAUUGAGGUUGACCUAUCCGAGCUGAAGGAGCCUGCGGAGGAUGCGAGCGCUGACAUGACAGAUGGCAAAACAGAAGGCGAGCAGAAAAACGUGCUUGGCUUUUUCUUUAAGGAUGAAGAGAAGGCCGAGGAUGAGAUGGCCAAACGCCGCGCUGCCUUCCUCCUCAAACAGCAGCGCAAAGCAGAGGAGGCGAGAUUACGCAAACAGCAGCAGGGAGUAGAAAGCGAACUUAAGCGUGAUGAAGCCAGGCGUAAGGCAGAAGAAGAUAGAGUUCGUAAAGAGGAGGAGAAGGCCAGACGAGAGCUAAUCAAGCAGGAAUACCUGCGUAGGAAACAGCAGGCGCUGAUGGAAGAGCAGGGUCAGGUUAAGCCAAGGCCCAGGCUUAAAUCCCGCAAGAGCAGACCUAAAUCGCUGCACCGUGGUGACUUUAAUAGCCCCUGUAAAGGAUCCACAACACCUGAUCUAAGCUGCAGUCAUCGAGGGUCCACGUUGUCUUUGGCCACAGAGGCGGACAGUGUCAUCUCUGGAGAGGCGGAAUCACAGAGGGCGGAGUCAGUCUGCUCGACGGAUUCAUUCCCCGUGCUGAGCCGAGCCUCCAGCAGGAACAUGGAGCGGGACUGGGAGAGCGGCUCCAUUGCUUCCUCCAUCACGUCCACUGAGUACAAUGGGCCCAAACUUUUCAAGGAGCCGAGCUCCAAAUCCAACAAACCCAUCAUUAUCAAUGCCAUUGCACACUGUUGCCUGGCUGGAAAGGUGAACGAGGCCCAGAAGAACAUUAUCCUGGAGGAGCUGGAAAAGUGCGAGUCAAAUCAUCUCAUCAUCCUCUUCCGAGACGGCGGCUGCCAGUUCCGAGCCGUUUAUUCAUACACACCGGACACCGAGGAAAUUGUCAAAUUUACCGGCAUGGGGCCGCGCAUCAUCAGCCACAAGAUGAUCGACCGGCUCUACAAAUACAGCUCAGACCGCAAGCAGUUCACCGUCAUCCCGGCCAAGUCGGUGUCGGCCAGUGUGGACGCCCUGACCAUCCACAACCACCUGUGGCAGGUCAAGAGGCCAGGCAGCGCGAGGAAGAAGUGAGAAAAGGAAGUGGACACUUGGCACUUUUGUUCUUUUUACAACUGUUGGGCCGGACCCAAUAACUAUGACGUGUUCAGACCAAGCAAUGAUUUUUUUUUUUCUUUUAACUUUAAGACUAAGUGUUAACGAGAAGUCAGAUUACAGUGAAGUAAAAUGAAAAUAUCCCGCUCCCAAGUUAUUAUUUUUGUGUUACGAAAUUUGUCAACUUUCAAUGUGAAAAAUGCCUGUUCUGAACACAUCACAGAUGCGAUCAUGACGGUCUGAGAGCGGCAAUGUCUGAGAAUACAAAACACAGCUACAGUAAAUGCACUAUUUUAUUGUUUUGUUAUUAUUCUGCAUGCCACACUUGUUUUAGCCCGUAGGUACGUCCUGCAUUGUUUUGCCACUCUCGCUGAUGGACUGAUUGUCGCGUUGCACAGAAUUUGGACCUUCAAGAGGAAUGCUGCUAGACUUUGGCCCUGUCGAUACAGAAGUGCAACUUGAAUUGAGCAGUGGUGAUUCUGACUUUUGACCAAAAAAAAAAAGGUUAGUUGUUUCUAUUAUGAGGAUCAAGGCUCCUGGAUUGUUCCUCAGUACUACUGAUUACUACUACUUUUAUGAGGAGAAACAUUCAUACUUUUAAGUGCUGGGAUGUUUGCUAUGAUAGUGUGUGAUAUGUCUUGUUUGCUAUUUAGCCUUUUCGCGGAAGCAAGGAACGCUAUCUACAUCCACCUUAGAAUGUUUAAACUUUCUUUUUAUUUUAAACGAAAAGUCUAUCCUGCAGUAGAAAAACAAAGGCAACACAAACCUGUUCGUUGUUCCCGUGGAAGAAAAAUGUUCUUAUUGUUGGGAAAAUUGUAAUCCUCGACCGGCUCGCAACCAUUUUUGUGACCUCUCACUGGAUUCACUGGACAACAAACCAAUGUUUUAAAUGUAGCGUUUAACGCUCAACAAGCUGCCUGGUCGUUUCCCUUUACGACUGUCAACAGCCGUUGGUGGAACAUGACGGCAAAAAACCCCUCUGCAAAAUACUUGAUAUUUUUUGCUGCAUUUUGUACAUUUUUGAGUAGGAUAUUUUGUACCAAUUAUGUUUACUAAAAUAACAAAACAGGCACUACUAUGAGUUUAUUCUGUUACAGUCCCAUUUCAUUGUAUCCUAAUGUAUGUUAAUUUAUUUUGAAAAUCUGUAAUAAAAAUGAAAUGUGACUGUUGUAAAAAAAAAAUUGAUGUUGUAAAAAAGGACCGUUAAAAAAAAAAAAAAAAAAAACAUACUA